CCCUGUCUUGACUCCAGUUUUUUUUUUAUCCUGGGUGUUGCCUGCUUGGAUUACAACUUUGGUGUUUCACUGGGUGUUGCCGAGAAGCAGAGACAAGCCGGAUCAUUUCUGUAACGAGAACAUUUUCCACUUUUUGGCCCUCUCACUUUGUUUACGUUGUGCUUUUCAGGCGACACGGGUUUAUUUUAGCCGCUGUUAGCAAGCUAAGCUAACUGAGACCGAGCUGCUGCAACGUUGGCUGGGUGCUAGCGAGACAGCCGUCCGAUGCAGGCCAUUAAGUGUGUGGUGGUGGGGGACGGGGCUGUGGGUAAAACAUGCCUGCUCAUCAGCUACACUACCAAUGCCUUCCCUGGAGAGUACAUCCCCACAGUCUUUGACAACUACUCUGCCAAUGUGAUGGUUGACGGGAAACCAGUGAACCUGGGCCUGUGGGAUACAGCAGGACAGGAGGACUACGACAGGCUCAGGCCUCUGUCCUACCCACAGACAGAUGUGUUCCUGAUUUGCUUUUCACUAGUCAGUCCAGCCUCCUUUGAAAACGUCCGUGCCAAGUGGUACCCUGAGGUGAGACACCACUGCCCCAACACCCCCAUCAUCCUGGUGGGCACCAAGCUGGACCUGAGAGAUGACAAGGACACCAUCGAAAAACUCAAGGAGAAGAAACUCUCCCCCAUAAUCUACCCUCAGGGCCUGGCCAUGGCUAAAGAAAUAAGUUCAGUGAAGUAUCUGGAAUGCUCCGCUUUGACCCAGCGCGGCCUUAAGACGGUGUUUGACGAAGCCAUCAGGGCGGUCCUGUGCCCCCCACCCAUCAAGAAGAGGAAGAGGAAGUGCAGAGUAUUGUAAUGGAGAACCACAGGGAGUAGAAAAUACAAUUGCAGUCAGAACUCAGCUACUCAGAAGGAAGACGAUUAUUGCUGGGUUCCCCAAAUAUCUAUUCACCCCGUGUCCUUGCUUACAUAGAAGCUCUGGUAGACCAGACUUCCAUAUGAAAGAGCUUCACAGAUUUAAGCAGCGCUGAAGGUUUUCUGUCAGAUGUGGUUUACAUCUGUUUAGUCCUUUCAAACUGACAGGAAUGAAGUGACUUUGCUAAGGCCUUUGGGGAAUGUGAGGGUGGGGGAUUUGAUUUGGGAUAUGGGGUUGAUUAAGGAGAAAGAUGGAGGAUUUUACAAACAAAAAAAAGUAAUUUUUCUCAGACAUGUGAAGAAACACUACUUGAAUGUGAUUUUAUCAUGAAGUUAUUGUCAAUGUAACUCUAUAAGAGAAGGAGGUCCUGCACUGCACUCUUUUCCCUACACACUAAGAGAUUCCUGCUGCCUUGAUGACAUUUUAUUUUAAGAAAAAAAAAAAAAAGUUUUUUUUAGAAGCUUUAAUUUCUCCAUGUUUCACUGUCAGUCUCUUGUCAGCUGUGGUUGAUGAAUCGUUUUGUUUACAUGUGUCAUCUGACUAGACUGAGGUGUUGCCAAAAUUCAGGUCAUCACUUUGUAGUCAAUCCAUGAACACUAAAAUUCCUUUUAAUUUUGUUUUAAACUGUACAAGAUACCAUCAUAGAGUCCUGUAGAAACACUUUAACAUUUUUUAACCUUCUUUUCCCAUGUUUUGUCUAUGUGAUUAAUUGGGACAAUUUUUUUUUAAUUGGUCCAGUAUUGAGCAAGCAUGCUGCAGCUGGCAGCAGUGAAGCAGGGCUGCAACAUACUCUUGUGGGCAAUUGCACCCUGGCAAUGUACGUCCAUUAGUGCUUUUUUUUGCCUCUGACAGUCAGAUUGUUAUUCAGAGUCGGGCAACAUCCCUACAAAGCUAGCCUUUUUAAAAAGAGUAAAGAGUCCUUUUUGUUUCACCAGAAACAGUUGCUGUAUUGCUCUCAUCAAAGUCAUCAGACUCCCUACCGCUGCCUCGAUCAGUUAGUUUGGGUUAUUGUCUGACUUUGGUGUUUUUAACAACACCAGUACCACAAACAAACUAAAUAACCAAUGCAGCGGUAGAACAGCAACUGCUGUGUUCUGCAAGGUAAAACUGCUGUUUUUAUCAAUGGAGCCUGGUAGCUUUAACGAGGGCGAUAUAGCAAAAGGAUCUUACUCUUUAAAAAAGGAUCUCUGUCAGGACCCUUUAUCCUUUUCCACAGUAUUGUCACACACGUAAUAACAAUCUGAGCCUGUCAAUGACAAAAAUGUGGCCUAUUAGUCACACAGACACAAAUAAGGGGGGAAGAAAAUGUUGAUGCAUACUAAAGUUACCCUGUCACUGACUUAUAACCAUUGUUGUAUCAGCUGCUAAGAUAAGUAAUAAUUACUCUCUACAAUUAACGCUUUUCAGAUGAAUCCAUUGCUCUCUUCUCACUAUGCGCUGAGUAAACACAGUAUUUUAUGACUGUCAGGCAUGUGAAGGUGCAGUGUAGCCACUGUUGUGCUGGAUUAUUUGCAAACUACCUGUAAAGGUUUUCAUCAUUUAAAGUCCUCACUAAAGUCUUGCUCAGAAAGUGCUUUGGAUAUUCAGGCUUUUUUCUCAGCAUAUGAUGUUCAUAUUGCUAUCAUGAUGGUAUGUAACCAUGUCAUUUUGACUCCAUCUAUUAGUGUUUUAUGACGUCUAUGAGCCAGUGUAUUAAUGUGUGAUGUACAGUGUGAGCAGUAUUCACCAAGUACAUUUUAUUUUGAAAUGAGCAGUGAUCAAUUGCAUGGGUGUUCUGGGGAGCCAUUGUAAAUCUGGACUCAUUUUUGAUCAGUGUUUCCAUGGUGCGAUGGAAGUGCACACUUGCAUUUACUUUCGUGCUAAAUGUGGUUUCAUUUUCACACCAUAAUAUGCAAUUUUUUUUUAAAGCAAAUAAAUUCAUUUAAAAUGC
This is a messenger RNA of Micropterus dolomieu (smallmouth bass), 2833 nucleotides long. RefSeq names its product ras-related C3 botulinum toxin substrate 1. Gene Ontology annotation, cellular component: cytoplasmic vesicle; plasma membrane; cell cortex. Gene Ontology annotation, biological process: regulation of actin cytoskeleton organization; regulation of cell shape; cortical cytoskeleton organization. The transcript has 6 exons. Gene Ontology annotation, molecular function: GTPase activity; protein kinase binding; GTP binding. Bases 265 to 843 code for a protein of 192 amino acids. NCBI's taxonomy places the organism in Eukaryota, Metazoa, Chordata, Actinopteri, Centrarchiformes, Centrarchidae. The record is from RefSeq and is a predicted model, not a curated record.